GAUUUGUGAGUGUCGGGGUGAUGACGGAAUCUUUCGUCAGAAAAUAUACACGUUUGGACGCAUGGAUAAUGCUGUCACCUGGUCAAGACGGCCAGUCUAAUACUUACUCGCAUGGUAAUAUCGUUCUUCAAGGUGCACCCUGCGGUCAAUGUCGAGAUUUAUGCCCGGCGGGAUACGUUCCACACUUUUGGCGGAAAAACGAGAAAAAAGAGAAAACAAAGUUUUAUUCUUACAAUGCGUUAUCAGUGCAAGUGAAAUCAAUCAUGUUCCAUGCUAAUUGUUGUUUCUGCGUUUUACCGACUGAGCAGAGUUAUCAUUACCCACCGAAAUGUUUUCAAAAGAAAUGUAUGAUGGCGCGAUCAAUGGCGACGCGUAUAUGCCUCUGUAAUAUCGACUAA
This is a messenger RNA of Eufriesea mexicana, 398 nucleotides long. RefSeq lists its product as uncharacterized. The transcript has 3 exons. Lineage: Eukaryota; Metazoa; Arthropoda; Insecta; Hymenoptera; Apidae. The record is from RefSeq and is a predicted model, not a curated record. Bases 21 to 398 code for a protein of 125 amino acids.